Molecule: messenger RNA, 892 nt
Organism: Nothoprocta perdicaria
Lineage: Eukaryota; Metazoa; Chordata; Aves; Tinamiformes; Tinamidae
Gene: COMMD8
Product: COMM domain containing 8
Exons: 5
Coding region: 2-538 (178 amino acids)
Source: RefSeq, a predicted model, not a curated record
CAUGGCCGCGCUGCGGCUGCUGGAGAAGCUGCCGCCGGGCCAGGCCCUGGAGUUCCUUCACGGAGUGAUCGACGGCGUGUGCGGGCGCGCGUACCCGCGGUACCGGGACUACGGCGGCGUGUGGAGCGUGGCCGAGUGGAUGGAGGUUCUGCAGGGAACGGGGGCGCACUUCAGAAACGCCGUGGGGAAAGGCGCGUCCGAGGAAGAGGCUGCUGAACAGUUGAAUGAGCUAAAUUCAAGCUGCCAAGAAGCGAUCACAAAGUGCCUGAAAAGCAGAAAGGAAGAAAUCAGGAAUGCAUUAGUAGAAAGAGUAAAYGCAAUCUCUUCUGCCCAGCUGCAGGAUUUUGACUGGCAGUUAAAGCUUGCUCUCUCCAGUGACAAAAUCUCCAUGCUGCAAAUGCCACUUCUCAAUCUUGAUUUAGAUGUGAGAGAGAAUGGUGAAAUUAAGCCAAUCUCUAUAGAAAUGAACAAGGAGGAGUUACAGAACCUAAUAAAUGCAUUGGAAGCUGCUAAUAAGGUUGUAUUGCAGCUGAAGUGAGGAUAUUCAGCUAGCUGGCAGCAUCUGCCAAUGCUGGUUCCACAAGUGACCUGGAAAAAUGAUAGACACACUUUCUACAAAGUCAAAAGCUCUUGAUGCAAUAAAAUAUUGAACUGAGCAGGUAGUAUUGACUUGUGAUCAAAUAAACUAUUACUCAUUUGAAAGCAGAAACCUCUUAGAUCUGCUAGAGUCGAAUUAUCUAAAUCAAAUAUACAGUUGCUAUCAGUACCGAAAUAAUAUAUAGCUAGAAUGAURUAACCAUUGUUAAAAUGUACACUUGCAUACAUGAUUUUUGUUAAAUUUUGGGGGCAUUUGUGCAUUUUUGUAGAAGACCUAAGGCACCCCUUUGUGUAA